Synchiropus splendidus (mandarinfish) is the source of this 3061-nucleotide messenger RNA. It is a transcript of the gene morc3a, whose product is annotated as MORC family CW-type zinc finger 3a. The record is from RefSeq and is a predicted model, not a curated record. Gene Ontology annotation, molecular function: zinc ion binding; ATP hydrolysis activity. Lineage: Eukaryota; Metazoa; Chordata; Actinopteri; Syngnathiformes; Callionymidae. Gene Ontology annotation, cellular component: PML body; nucleus. The transcript is spliced from 18 exons. The coding region runs from base 13 to 2844 and encodes 943 amino acids.
GUUGUGACAAACAUGGCGGCGCAGCAGCAGCAGCGCGGGAUCCCUGUGAGCACCCUCUGUCCCAAGUUCCUCCACGCCAACUCCACCAGCCACACCUGGCCCUUCAGCGCCAUCGCCGAGCUGAUUGACAAUGCGUACGACCCCGACGUCAACGCCAAGCAGUUUUGGAUCGACAAGACGGUGGUCCACGGCCAGGAGUGCCUCAGCUUCAUGGACAAUGGAAACGGCCUGAACCACGACACCAUGCACAAGAUGCUCAGUUUCGGCUACAGCGACAAGGCGGUCGUGAACGGCAUUCAUCCCAUCGGCGUCUACGGAAACGGUUUCAAGUCCGGGUCCAUGCGGAUCGGCAGGGAUGCCAUCGUGUUCUCCAAGUCCAAAGAGGCGGCGUGUGUGGGGAUGCUGUCGCAGUCCUACCUGGAGCAGAUCCAAGCCCAACAGAUCCGAGUGCCCAUCAUCAGCUUCCAGCAGAGCGACAGCUAUAUCCUUGAGUCGCCUGCAAGAGUCCGCGGCGCGGCUCACCCAGCGUCCCGUUGUGGUCCUGACCCUGCCCCACUGCGCAUCCCGGACGAGCAGCGAGCCAGUUUGGAAGACAUUCUGCGCUACUCCCCUUUCACCUCGGAGGCGGAGCUGCUCAAGGAGAUCAACAUCAUUGGGUCGGCGCUGUGCGAAGGCAACACGGGGACUCGGAUCAUCAUCUGGAACCUACGCAGAACCUCCACGUCGUCGACCGAGUACGACUUCCAGAAGGACCGCUACGACAUCCGGAUCCCGUCUGACGUCUACGAGGCCAUGAACCACCAUCCGCAGCUGCAGGACAGCCUGUCCUCGCACACGCCGCAGUGCGUCUUCUCCCUGAGAGCAUAUUGCAGCAUCCUCUACCUGAAGCCGCGGAUGCAGAUCAUCAUACGAGGCCAGAAAGUGAAGUCGCAGCUGGUGGCCAAGAGUCUGGCCCACGUCAGGAAGGACCACUACAGACCCGCCUUCUUCACCGAGAUGUCCAUUUUCAAGAAGGUCCCCAUCACGUUCGGGUACAACACCAACAGCAAGGAGCAGUACGGCAUCAUGAUGUACCACAAGAACCGACUCAUCAAAGCGUACGAGCGGGUGGGCUGUCAGAUCAAGGCCAACAACAAAGGCGUCGGCGUCAUCGGCGUCAUCGAGUGCAACUUCCUGGAGCCCACACACAACAAGCAGAGCUUCAUGGAGAACGACAAGUACAGGAAAACCAUGAACAGCUUGGCUGUCAAACUGGAGGAGUACUGGAAUGAGAUCCGCUACCGCAAGAACAAAGAGAACCCCGGAAACACCACGCCGGUGGAGGACACCACGAAGCGUCCGGAUCAGAACUGGGUCCAGUGCGACGAUUGCUCCAAGUGGCGCAAACUCCCCGACGGUAUCGACAUCAGCAAGCUGCCCUACAAAUGGUCCUGCCACCAGAACCCGGACCCCCAGUACAGGAGCUGUCAGGUGGAGGAGGAACUGGAGGAUUCGGAUGAUGAGCAGCUGUCGUACACCAAGACCUACAAGAAGCAGGAGAGAGAAGAAAAGAAGAUGCAGGAGAAAUGGCGUGUCGGGGCUCAGAGGCGCGAGGAGCCGCAGCAGGCCGAGCCCCAUCAAAGACUGGCCAGUCAGCCGCUGACCCCGCCGUCCACACCGCGCAGCUGCUGGGUCAGGUCCGAGUUCAGACGAGGAGGGGCUGCCCGGGCAGAAGACUCGCCUCAGAGUUCUCCCGCCGCCUGCAGCCCGUCCAGCAGCAGCAGCCUUCCAGUCAUCACUGAGGUCUACUCUCUGUCCGAUGUGGUGAAUCUGAAGAGAAAGGGGAAGCCCGGAGAAGAACCAGAGACGAAGAGGCUGAAGGAGAACGGGCUGCCCAUGUCGCCGGUCGUUCCUCUGAGCAGCGCUGACGACAGGGACGACGACCUCGUCAUCAUGGAAGAGUCCAGCACGCCCGUCCCCAAAAAGCCAGUGGGUGUGGGGCUGAAGAAGGUGAAGACUGAGAAAGACACGGAGGACAUGGUCCUGCAGCUGGAGUGCAGCGAUGAUGUGGACGCGGGCAGGGAGGAAGCCCCCCAGCUCUCCAGCGCCACCACUCAGACUGAAGUCCCUGUGGUCAAAGAGGAAAGCACGCAGGCGCACGGCGCAGCACAGGCGGGUGCGGAAUGUUCCGGCGGGCGAGUGGAGAACCCGCCAGGCACGUCUCUCCAGAAGGGUGUCGGCUGUGCAGAUGCAAGGACUGAAUCUGGGCCUUCGUCAUCCACAUUCAGUCAUCUGGAGGAGCUGCAGUCGCAGCAGGACCAGCUGCUGGACCUCAUGACAGCCACGGCUAAAGAGAGGGACCAGUACAAGGAGGAGGUCCACCGCCUGACGUGUCAGCUGCAGGAGCUGCAGGCUUCCGUCCAGGUCAAGACCGAGCCCGUCCCACCCGAGGAGCAGAUGGACUACAAGAGUCUCUUGGAGAAGGCCAACCAGAAGGUGGACGAGCUGAUCCAACAGAAACAGACCUCGACGGAGCUGCUGGAGCGGGGGACUCGGGAGCGGGAAGACCUCCAGGCUCAGGUGGACCAGCUGGAGGAGGAGAAGGCCGCUCUGCUCCUGCAGUGCGAGGAGCUGAGAGAGAGGCCUGGAGCCAGCCCUGAGCCCGGGAGCUCCUCGGGAGGAUCAUCCGAGUCGCAGCAGCACAACUCGUUCCACAGUCUCGUCGAGCUGCGUCACAACAUCGGCCGCCUCCUGGUCAAGCACGCGCCUGACCUGGACCUGGACCUGGAGCAAGUCAACUACGAGUGUAACGUGAUCGAUGAGAUCCUGGAGCAGUACCUGAGUCAGGCCCGGUUGUGGGACUGAAGCCAGAGCCUGCAGCUGCUGACCCAUGUUUUACAUGUGCAUCUCACCGCGUCGGCUUUGUUUUACCGUUUCCCUUCAACUUAGUUGGAACCCCAAUCAUGUCCUGCUCAGCAUCUGAAGAUAAUAUUUUUCCUAAUGACAUGGAUGGAUGUUUGUAAAAAAAAAAGAAGCGUGACUUUGACUUUUUUAUCGUUGGAGUUUCCUAACCGUGAAUAAA